Lepus europaeus (European hare) is the source of this 2349-nucleotide messenger RNA. It is a transcript of the gene CHTOP, whose product is annotated as chromatin target of PRMT1. The transcript has 8 exons. NCBI's taxonomy places the organism in Eukaryota, Metazoa, Chordata, Mammalia, Lagomorpha, Leporidae. The coding region runs from base 511 to 1344 and encodes 277 amino acids. The record is from RefSeq and is a predicted model, not a curated record.
GCACUGGGCGUGGCGGCCAUUUUGUUUUGGAGAGCGAGCGGGAGUUGGCGGCGGCAGCUGUGGUGGCACAGACUGAAGGCAGGGAAGGGCAGGCCGGGCGAUCAGGCGGGUCGGCUAACGACACAGCCAGCCAACAGCCACGGACUAGCCUCGCAGUCUACCACUUACGCAUCUGACCCAACCGCCCAGCUAGUUAACCGGAGCCCCUCCACCGUCAAUUACUGAGGUUCGGCCGGUCCCCGGCCCGCCCUGCCGCAGCCGUGCUGGCAGCCCCGGGAGGAGCACUGGCGUCCGUUUCCUUCGCAUUUGAGUAUAUGAAAGAGAGAUCUUCCAUCUGCUGGUUUACUCUCCAGAUGGCCACACCAGCCAGGUCUGGGCCAGGCUGAAGCCAUUAACCAGGAUCUCCAUCCGGUUCUCCACCAUGGGCGGCAGGGACUCAGAUACUUCAGCCAUCAUUUGCUGCCUCCCAGGCCUGCAGGGAGCUAUUCUGGAGAUUCUCGGGAUCUGAAGAUGGCUGCUCAGUCAGCGCCGAAAGUUGUGCUAAAAAGCACCACCAAGAUGUCUCUGAAUGAGCGCUUUACUAAUAUGCUGAAGAACAAACAGCCGAUGCCAGUGAAUAUUCGGGCUUCGAUGCAGCAACAACAGCAGCUAGCCAGUGCCAGAAACAGAAGACUGGCCCAGCAGAUGGAGAAUAGACCCUCUGUCCAGGCAGCAUUAAAACUUAAGCAGACUGUAUGUGCAAGUCCGGACAGUGGCUGUGGAAGGAUAUGUCCAAGCUGUGGCUGGGCGUCUGGAGGGCGGUGCCAUGCAACUAAGAGCUUAAAGCAGCGCCUGGGUAAGAGUAACAUCCAGGCACGGUUAGGCCGACCCAUAGGGGCCCUGGCCAGGGGAGCAAUCGGAGGACGAGGCCUGCCCAUAAUUCAGAGAGGCUUGCCCAGAGGAGGACUACGUGGGGGACGUGCCACCAGAACCCUACUUAGGGGCGGGAUGUCGCUCCGAGGUCAAAACCUGCUCCGAGGUGGACGAGCCGUAGCUCCCCGAAUGGGCUUAAGAAGAGGUGGUGUUCGAGGUCGUGGAGGUCCUGGGAGAGGGGGCCUAGGGCGUGGAGCUAUGGGUCGUGGCGGAAUCGGUGGUAGAGGUCGGGGCAUGAUAGGUCGGGGAAGAGGGGGCUUUGGAGGCCGAGGCCGAGGCCGUGGACGAGGGAGAGGCGCCCUUACUCGCCCUGUAUUGACGAAGGAGCAGCUGGACAACCAGCUGGAUGCAUACAUGUCGAAAACUAAAGGACACCUGGAUGCUGAGUUGGAUGCGUACAUGGCGCAGACAGAUCCUGAAACCAAUGAUUGAAGCCUGCCCACCGUCGUGUGAGAGACUCUUACUAAAAUCACCACAUCUGUAAAUAACCUUGAGAUAACAGUUGAAAAGAAACCUGAUUGAUGCUGGAAGGACCUAUCAUAAUAGGCUAUGGACUUAACCUACCACCAGUUGUGCAUUUAGUGUGUUUCCUUUGACUUUUUGAUACUGUGUUGUAUGAAACCCUUUUUCUCUUGAUUUGAUUGGGCUUUGCUUUUUUUCUUUGUUGUUCUUUCCUUCGCAGACUUCUCUUUGAACAUGAAUGUGUUGGCCUUAUGGCUAGGAUACCCUCUUCCUACCUCUGCCUCCCUUCACCUGCCAUAUACUUAAUCUUCAUAUCCUCAGUUCAUCUGUGUUCCCUCACAAAAAAGUCCUAGAAAGAGCCAUUGUUCCUCCCUAGUGCCUAGGUUUCUGAGAUUAAGUUCUGUAUAAUAGCCUCUUAGAAGUGUUCAGAACAUCUGGAGCUCAGAAAUGUGUUGAUGAUACAGUGUAGUAAAAUGGGAACACUGACAUUGCCAAGGGCCAAAAAACAGUUUAUAUAUGGUAGCAGCUCAAGUUUGAUUGAAGUUGCUACCAUGUGCAGUAACACCACGUAUGGUAACUAGGCAUGCUGGGUUGGGUAAGAUCCUUUCUACCCACAAAGGAGAUUUAUACUUUCCUCUUGGCUUUGUAUUUCCAAAGGGAUUGAGCUGGUUAACUCCUUCGUAUAGAAGAAGAAAGCCAUUUGGUUUGGCCAGUGCGUCAGAAGGGACAGGGAUGGAAGAGCAGUGGCAGACUAACUGCUGGGAGGAUCAGAAAAUAAUACCUGUGCUGAAAAGCAAUUAGUCUCGUGUUUAUUCCAAACCAGUCUUGGGUUUCUCCACUCACUGAUUCUGUCUGAACUCCUCUCAUUUCCCUUGAACAUUUAAGUAAUUUCAACCAUAGUCUGUCAACUGUUCCAGGUUCUGUGAUAUCUUGUGUAUUUCUGAUUCAUUAUAACAAACUGUUCUCUCAAAUCCA